Molecule: messenger RNA, 339 nt
Organism: Mesocestoides corti
Lineage: Eukaryota; Metazoa; Platyhelminthes; Cestoda; Cyclophyllidea; Mesocestoididae
Source: the annotation of a GenBank genome assembly
AUGUCCAGUCAAGGCCAACGCCAACUUGUGUGUCUCGCCCGAGCUCUCCUCAGACGCUCGAAGGUCCUCGUGUUGGAUGAGGCCACGGCCGCUGUCGACCCCCAAACCGAUCAGCUGAUUCAACGGACCGUGCGCAAGGAGUUCGCCGCCAGCACCGUGCUCACCAUUGCUCACCGUCUCGACACGAUUCUCGACUACGACAGGAUAAUGGUUCUGGACACAGGUCGCCUAGUUGAGAUGGGACAGCCUCAGGAGCUGGAAGCUCGUAGUGGAUCGUUAUUCCGUGGAAUGCUUAAGAAGUCAAAUCUCCUUGGAGCAGUCCCGAAGAAAUCGAAGUAG